Molecule: messenger RNA, 639 nt
Organism: Cryptococcus wingfieldii CBS 7118
Lineage: Eukaryota; Fungi; Basidiomycota; Tremellomycetes; Tremellales; Cryptococcaceae
Exons: 3
Coding region: 1-639 (212 amino acids)
Source: RefSeq, a predicted model, not a curated record
AUGUUGAUCAACCAAGACAGCAGGCUCUUGGGAUCUUAUUUCGGGGAGGUUCCUUCUGGGCUAUGGUCUGAUCCGCAAGACCAUGAGUUUGACAUCAACGAGCAAAGAGAGGGGAGAGCACCGGAUCUUGAGUUCUGGAAAGAGAUAGAUAAAGGGUGGUGGUUUGAUGGCGAAUUUGUGGUUACAACAGCACACCAGCAGCAGCACAAGCUCUCGGCGCACAACAGGUCCGCGCGACACAUCAAGGAGGGGCGAGAUGAGACUAGUGGUGCUGAGGUUGCCAGCAAAUUUUAUGCCCAAGGAUAUGGCAGACAACCUGACUCCGUAAGAGCUGCAUCAUCUUCGUCAUCUUCAUCGUCGUCGGUCUCGAGUUUGAGGACUGUUGUCGGUGAUAGUUCCUUCACGUCCACAAAGACCCUAGAUUACCACAAGGCAACGGAUGAGGGGGCAAGCGCCCCAACACCAGCCUUUGUCCCACAGAUAAUAUCCGUGCACGGCUGGAGUCUCCUUCACGCUAAUCCGGUCGAGGUCAAUCGUCACUGGGCUGUCGACACUUAUUUGCGGGACCAUAUUCGUCCUUAUAUACCCGAAGCUCAAUUGGUGUGGCUCGAUUAUCCACGAGCAGAGUCAGCAGGGUAG